AUGAUGAACAGAAAUAGACUUGGAGGUGGGCGUGACAGACGUGGUUUUGGUGGAGGAGACGGACUUCUGGGCGAGGGACCUUGCAUGGGUGGAGGCUUAUUUGAGCCCAUGGUCAGCCCUCAAGUGAACCAGCUCAUUCUUGCUCAACAGCUUCUGCAUCAGCAGGCCACCCUUGGUGGUUUCGGUGGCGGGGGAGGCGACUAUGGACUGGGAGGUUUUGGGGGGAUGGGAUCUCUAGGCAACAUGCACUAUUUGCAGCAGCAAGGAAUGGGCUACGGCAACUCAGGAAGCAUGAGGAACGAUCGCAAAAGGCGAGGUGGUGAUCGAGACAGGUCUCGAGGUCGUGACAGCAACAGGAGUAGUGAGGGCAGAGAUCUAAAAGGUUCUAGUCGGGAUGCAGACAAAGAUCUGAGCAAAAAUCACAUAGAAAAGAGCAAAGAUGAUUCCGAGCCAUCCGGUCCUACAGAAGAGGAGGAUAAAAAGGAGAAGGAUAAAGACAAGGAAAAGGAAGGCAGUUUAUACUGUCACGUCUGCAAUGUUUCCGUCUAUGAUGAAGACAGUUUCCGUCGACAUCUCAACGGCAACAAACAUGCUCAGCGCAUGAAUAGUCUGCUCACUGUACACCAGCUCAAGAGCAAUCAGUUGAAGUCUCGGCUUCAGGCCGAGGAACAUCUUCGUAAAAUUGAGGGCAAGAAUGGUGCAGACCCAGAUUACUUCUGCAAGAUUUGCAAUAACAGCUUGACCAUCCCAUGGGAGAGACACAGGUUCUCCAACAUUCAUAAGCAAAGACAACUGCAGGUCAAGAGGGGCUGUGGCUGGUGCAAUGUUCAUGAUUUCACCAACUUUACUGAGGUGCUACAACAUCGUGAGACCGAGGAACACAAGAAGAAUGCAGAGCUGUAUGGCAAGAAACGAGACAGAAGUGGAAGCAGGGAGCAAGAGGAAACUGAGGACCUCACAGUGCCAGAAUACAACUCUGAAACCCCUGUCGGUGUCAACUAUGUAAUCCCAGUCACUGGAUUCUUCUGUAAAUUGUGCCACAAGUUCUACAACAAUGAGAAAUCUGCCAAAGGGGCCCAUUGCCAGACUGAAGCUCACUAUGAGAAAUUUAAGCUGGCAGUUGAAGCCAAGCAAGAGGCCAGAGAGAAGAGACUAGCGGAGGAAACUGCAGCUGCUGCAGAAAAGAAAGCCAAAGAAGAGAAGGACCAUGAUAUGGAUGAAGAAAAGGCUCAAAAGAAUGGUGGUAAUCAUGAGGACAAUGAGGACUACGACGAUGACCUGCCUUUGGAAGACGAAGACAACGAAGGUGGUUUGUUUGAUGACGGGUUGGGAAAGGAUACCACAUCAGAGUCUUUCUUGAAUGAAACAAGUGCCAGCUCCAGCUUUCUUUACUUGUCUGGGGACGUGGCGCAGGAGCAACGAGACCGAGACCUUCUGGGAGAUACUUCUGAUCUACGAUCUGACGAACAAGAUUUAUCGUACGCCACCUGUCAGAGCGGUGCCGACGAUGCCAGCAUGAAUGUAUCCGGAGAAGAAGAGGAUGCUGGUAAUGCAAGCGACGGUGACUCUACUCCAACUGCAACACCAGGAAAAUCAGCGGCAAAACCAAAAGGUUCAGCCAGUGCGAAGAAAGGCCGUGGCAAAGGGAAGGUUAAGAAAUGA
Molecule: messenger RNA, 1662 nt
Organism: Candidula unifasciata
Lineage: Eukaryota; Metazoa; Mollusca; Gastropoda; Stylommatophora; Geomitridae
Source: the annotation of a GenBank genome assembly